UCGCUGGGAAUCCCCUAACGUGGUGCGGGCUUCUCCGACUAUACAACGGCUUGGCGUAUGUCAAGCCAACCACACUGGAGACCAUCCGAGACCGAGAAGAAGACAAAUCUGCCGUCCCACUGCUGUGAACACAAGAACACAAAGAAGACAGCAUAGUCCAUAUCAGUCGAAUGCAAGAACCCAUAACUGGGGUUGCACCGGGAAAACACAUGCGAAGGAAGCAUGGGGUGACUUUUUAGCCCGCAGGUCUCCGGCGGCCCCUCUGGAUUCUUGGCAUCGCAAAGGGGGGUCCCUCGUCUCAGAAAGUCACUCAUUUUCAUGUCCAACAGUGUCCUACCACAUUUACCGCCACUACAUAUCCUGCUGACGUGACUCACCGUUCAUUGAGUAGUAUAUAGACACAACUCUCAGAUCGCUACUUGUGACCUCUUCCAUCGAGUGACUUACCUAUAAUCCGAAUCGAAACCAGACGAGCGAGGAAGAACGAUCAAAACAAAAUGUCUCCUCCACAACCCCAAUCAUCAUCUCCCUCCUCCUCUUCCGCUGGGAAAAGCAACAAUGGAAUAUCCUUCACCAUCACGCACAUGAACGCCAACCACCAAGACUCCCUCGCCUACUACCUCCGCGCGUACAACGGCGUCUCCGCCGCGGAGGCCUCGACCGCGACCCUCGAAACCAUCACGCUCUCCGACCUCGUCAUCCGCACCAAGAACAACGGCGGCAACCGCUAUACCGUGGCGCUGGACCCGCCGCUGCAAUCCUUCAGCGAGACCCGCGCCCGCCUCGUCGCCAUGCACAAGGAAUGUCUGGAGCGGCUCCACCUCUCCGACAUCAAGAUCACCACCUACCGUGUUCCGUCCCGGCCCGGCGACGUCCUCGCAUUCCUGAUCUGUCUCUCGGGGAUCCUGGCGUUCAGCCGGCGGGAGAAUCUGCUGCCGGGCGGGUGGGUGUACGAGGGCUUGCGGUUGGAGACCGGGUGGUGGUGGCCCCAGGGGUUCGCGGGGUUCUGCGCCCGGAUGCAGCCGGCGGUGUUGGCGUUUACGCUGGUCGUGCACGCGUUCGAGGCGUCGGUGCUGGCGUAUACGCGGCUACGGAAGCAUGGGGUCGCGCUGGGGUCCGGGGUGUGGUGGGCGUGGCUGCUGUCGACAAUGGUCGAGGGGUUUCAGGGAUUCAAGCGGUUCGAUCGGUUGGUGCGCGAGGAGGAGGCGAAGCAGAAGUAGGACUGUUGAGUGUUUACAGGGAUUGGGGUGAGUGGUGUUCAUGAUAAGGUCUAAGGUACAGGUAGAUAGGCUAUGCUACAGUACCUAGUAUGAAUAGAGAUACUGUACUC
Molecule: messenger RNA, 1330 nt
Organism: Aspergillus uvarum CBS 121591
Lineage: Eukaryota; Fungi; Ascomycota; Eurotiomycetes; Eurotiales; Aspergillaceae
Product: DUF2470 domain-containing protein
Exons: 1
Coding region: 498-1220 (240 amino acids)
Source: RefSeq, a predicted model, not a curated record